Messenger RNA from Meira miltonrushii, 216 nucleotides. RefSeq lists its product as uncharacterized. Lineage: Eukaryota; Fungi; Basidiomycota; Exobasidiomycetes; Exobasidiales; Brachybasidiaceae. Bases 1 to 216 code for a protein of 71 amino acids. The record is from RefSeq and is a predicted model, not a curated record. The transcript has 2 exons.
AUGCAAACCGUUAAGGACACAGUUAACUACGUCUCUGACUCCGUCAAGGAAGCCACCUCAACCGCCUCCAAGGAAGCCAACAAGGAAGUCGCCAAGGACUCAAACGCUUCUCUCGGUACCCGUGCUACAGCAGCAAAGGAUGCUGUCAGUGACAAGAUGGACGAAAGCAAGCACAACGCAUCUGCUGAAGUGAACAAGCAAAAGGCACAAAACUAA